GUUUUACGACGCGUAGCCAACCAUAGAGACGUUUUGUUUCUCCGAGGAACGGCGAGCCCAUCGGCGAAGCGAGGCAGGCGAAUUGGCGGGAUCCCGGAGCUCCGCAGGGCGCAGGUUGUCUCGUGGAAUAUUAUUACCUUACGGAUUAUCUCACGGAGUGUGUGUUCGUAUGCAGCAGAGACACACACACACAGAGAAAAUUGCAUUAUUUUAUAAAAUUUGCAGUAUUUAGCACAGUUCGGACGUCACUGGCGGCAGCAGAAGCCGCACCUUGUAAUAAAUCAUAUUGCGGAAAAAAUGAACGCCGUGUCUGUUUUCGUAAUUCACUUGUUUCCACAUUACUGUGUUGUUUGCAUGCACCUGAUGGAAGCUGGUGUCGCAAUAGGUUUGUGGUUCUGCAACGGUGGGACGCUUGCUAUCCCCCCGAAAAUUUAAGCGAAACUUCCAAAGUGAAGUUUUUUGUCAACUGCUGUGGACAAAAUGUAUGUCUGUAUCCUUGAUCAUAGCCGGUUGGGGCUGAUAGGAGUCGUAGUCCCAAACAUCUGAUGAAUCAGGUUCCAGGGGAAAAAAAAUUUUUGAUAGAAUUUCCCUCAAUCUUUUGGUGUAUCACAUAAUAAAUCAAAUUAUAACAGUAAAAAGAAUGAGGAAAUACCUGUAGGGCUAAUUUUCUGUUUACUUCCUUCUUCCCUAAUCGUCAGUGAUAAGAAUUACUGAGAAAUCAGCUACUGUGUUUUUAAAGUGAAAGAAAUAUGUGUAUUUUAAUCACACAAAGCCCAAAGUCUUCUGCACACUGAUUUGAGAUUAAUCCCUAUUGAACUGAGUGGUGCUUAUUUCUAAGCAGGCAUGGCCAAAACAGAACUGUUCUUUUCAAAUAACUAUUGGCGUACCGCAAGAGAAGUUACACAAUGUAGACAUGCAGACCUCCAGGGUCCCUAAGCCCAUGACAAAAUUCCUGGAGGUAAGCCAUUUUCUUGUAUGUCUUAAUGUGCUCUGUGCUAUUUUUCCAGAAAAAGAGGUGCAGGAACUCAGUUCUGGUGAGUUCCAGCUGAAAAAAAGCCCUAACAAAGAACAUUUGUUGCUCCACUCCCCCUACAACUGUUUUAUGGUGUGGUCCCCCAAGUAUCAGUACAGAUGAAGGGAGGGGGCAGGAACUGUGUGCUGUAACUUAAAGUUGGAGGCGGCCCCUGGUGGGAAGGCUUGUGUGAAGAGGUUGCUGCUACAGGCUGCAGACAACAUUGUGUUAGAUGGACCAAUGGACUGAGUUUGUUCCUAAGAAGAAAAACUAAAACACAAACCACCUUCCCUUGCUAUGAUUAAAUAGAAGGAUUUUUGAACUGUACAGCCCCACUAUUUGUUGAUUUUGAAGGGCUAGUUGAUUAGCCAUUCCCGGAAACUGGCACUCCCAGAGCUUAGUGCACAAAUACUUUUUUUAUACGUUUGCCAAGGCAUUGAGCAACUGGCUAAACACAACCUUGAAAUCUUCGUCUCCUGUCAGUUAAAUAUGCAAAUCAUCCAUUAUCUUUUGUUCCAGAGAAGCAGGCAACUAUAAAGCAGCUACAUAAAUAAGUGAAAGUAUUAAGAAAGUUGUGUGAGAGUUAUGCACAGGAGAGCACAUUCCUUCAGGGAUCUACCAGCCUUUUUACCUGUUUGCUUCUCUUAUCGUUUUUGCAGUGUACAUUGAACUGAGGUUUAAGCAGGAUCUUGUCUAAGAGCUGAGAACCAUCCAUGCACAUGGAUGCUGUCGUUAUUUCAGAACCAUCUUUUUAAAUAUUUGCUAAUGGUUAAAAAUUAAACACAGAGCAGAAGUCUGAGACUGGGGGAAAAUUUUAGGGAAAGAAAAUAUUCUAAAUACGGACAGAAACUAUUCACCAUGAAAUCAUUAUCAGCUCUCAUGUUUAUUUCAUGCUUACAACUUGGAAUUUUUCAACAAAAGGUAAGGAUUUUUAUUUUUUUAAAUGGUUGGCAUUGUAAGAAACAUGUUUUAUUGGUAAUACUUUAAGGCUUGUUUUUGUUUUAUUUUUUCAUGUGCUUAGCAUGCAUCUGAAGGAAGUAUGAAAACAACAAAUCAGCUUCUGUUACUGAAUAGUAUUUGUUUUUAGGACAAUACAUAUCUGAUAGAAGAAUGUGUAAACAAUGGCUACACUCAGAAUUCUUGCGAGAAAGUGUUUUGCCAGCCAUGGCAGAGGUGUGUGGAUGGCUCCUGUUUCUGUAAGCUACCUUACCAAUGCCCCAAAAAUGGAACCUUGGUUUGUUCUACUGAAAAGAGGACUUUAAAUUACUGCCAGCUAAAGAGCUUGGAAUGUCAACGUAAAAAGAGCAGAUUUAUGAACAGAGGAAGAUGCAGCUCUCAAGGUAAUAUGUUUCAUUUUCUUCUUCUGAAUUGAUUGUUGAUCCUGAGAAAGAUCAAGCUUUAAGGGUGGGGUGCAGACAUGUGCAGACAUUGAUGUCUGCCUGUAAUUCUGUUAUACUUACACAGUUUUGGUGCUUUCCAACGGUGGCUUUGCCUUAGCACAUAGUGCUUCCACUUGCAAAAGUUGGAGCACCUGAUUUCAACCAAAUCACCACCACAUUAACCCCCUAUUACCCCCACCCCAGGGGUAGCCCAUUGUUAUUUACUGUUGUUAAGUGUCUUUUGAGUUAUUUUUGUAAAAAAGAAAAACAAUGAAUAAUUUUAAUAUAAUAAUUUAAAUGUGUGUUAUGUAUAUGCAGCCAAAUACACAGGCAGAACAAUCCUAGACUCGUAUAACAGCUCUUGACACUCUAGGCCUACCUGUAGAAUGUUGCACAUCUGUCAUUCCAAAAGCACAGAGUAUUUUGUUUCUGUCAUGCCUUAUCACUCUCCCUCCACUGCAUUUACUAGUCAUAUGCACAAAAAGCAGCAGAGAGUCUCGCUUGCUUUCCGCUCAGAGUCCACUGCUCAAAGACUGGCUUAGUGACAUUCCAGGCUCUUUAAAAUAAACAACGCCCUGUAAAUGGGGAAAAAACCCUGGGCUUUUUGUUGCUAUAUAAAACAUCCAGCCAUUUCCUGGUAUGCAUUUGUGUGAAUUGUUGUGGAAAUUCAAAUCUGGCAUCCCAGAGAGGAACCAAAUUGACAAAGAAUGUGCCAUUUGAUUAAAUAAUACUGUACCCGCCUUCCCAUUCAAGGUUAAUUUAUCCUUUCACUUAUUUUAACUCCACCCUUCAGACAAACAACGCCAACAGAACUAUACACAUGGUGCCUUGCAUACAACAAAGUGGGUUUUGUCCACAUUGCUGUCUUUUGUAAACCUUACAGACCUAAACAUUAGCAGAUUUUGCUUUCCUUUCUAGAGACUUUUCAAGUUUCGUUGAAGCCUGAAAAUGCAACAUCAACAGGAAUUAUCCAAGUUGAAGUGAAUCAAUCCCCAAAGACACCUGUGUGUGGAUCUCCUUGGGGUAUGAAUGAAGCAAAUGUGGCCUGCAGACAUCUUGGUUUUCCAGAGUAAGAUUCUGGGGUGGAAUGGAGAGCUGCUUAUAUGGAUAAAAUGUUACUUAAAUAAAUCUUAAGAAAAACUCUACAUUACAGUGGUACCUCAGGUUAAGUACUUACCGUAUUUUUCGCUCUAUAAAAUGCACCAGACCACAAGACGCACCUAGUUUUUGGAAGAGGAAAACAAGAAAAAAAAUAUUCUGUAUCUCAGAAGCCAGAACAGCAAGAGAGAUCGCUGCGCAGUGAAAGCAGCAAUCCCUCUUGCUGUUCUGGCUUCUGUGAUAGCUGCACAGCCUGCAUUCGCUCCAUAAGACACACACACACUUCCCCUUACUUUUUAGGAGGGAAAAAGUGAGUCUUAUAGAGCAAAAAAUACGGUAAUUCGUUCCGGAGGUCCGUACUUAACCUGAAACUGUUCUUCACCUGAAGCACCACUUUAGCUAAUGGGGCAUCCUGCUGCUGUCGCGCCGCCGGAGCCCGAUUUCUGUUCUUAUCCUGAAGCAAAGUUCUUAACCUGAAGCACUAUUUCUGGGUUAGCGGAGUCUGUAACCUGAAGUGUAUGUAACCCGAGGUACCACUGUAGUGGGAUCUAUCUUUAUGAUGGAUUUGAGCUGGGAUGGGGAAUCUGUGGCCCUGCAGGUGUUGUUGGACUCCCAAGUCCCAUCAUGCCUGUGUUCUUUCCCAUGCAAGGGUCUCAGCUGGGUGCAAGGGAGGAUUUUAGCAUGUGCUGAGUAAAGAGCCCAGAGACACCAGGUAGUGUAUUGCUAGCUGCUAGCACCAUUUCCAAAUCCAGGAAGCAAAGUCAGGUCAAGCAAUGCCAGUAAGUCCAGAUAAGGAAGGUCCAUCAAAGCAAAGGCCAAAAAGCAAACAGCCAAGGGGGAUAGCUCCAAGCAGCACCUAGCUGGGAUGUCAGCCAGUGCAGGCUGGAUGUUGCUCCAGCAAUGAGCAAAUCCAGACCAAGCCUUAAAUAGGAUAGCUUACACAACACUGUCAAACCGAUAGUUACGUAUGCGGUAUCCGGCAUGUCACUCGUUCCAUGUCUCUGAUACACAAAAUAUGAGUAUGCCCGGCAGGGUGAAACAAGGUAUUAUUCCGCGAAUCCUUGUCACGUUUAAGUUCUUUUGUCUGACACCAGCAUACAACAACUAUAUUUUGCAAAGGCACAUGUUAAGAUCUUUUGUAUCCUUUGUCUGAUACCUGCAUACAGCAGCUGCAUACAACAACCAUACUUUGCAAAGGCAGAUGUGGAACAUUACAAAGAAAAGUUCAUCUUUUGCAAGUACUGCUCCUUAAAGUUGUUACGUUUGACACUUGUAUUCGCUAAGACAUACGUGGAACACAGAAAGCUUUUAUUUGGAUGUUUUAAAAAACUGAUUCAUUUGUACAUACGUGGAACACAAAAGCUUCUAUUUGGACAUUACGUAUAUAAGAACUGAUCCAUUUGUAUUUCCUGUUCUAAACGUUGGUCCUUAAUUGCUUCUACUCAAUUAGAUAAUAUGAAAAGAGUUAUGUUUAUAUGAUGUAAAAAGAAUUAAUAUAGUUAAAAACAGCAAGUUACGUUGUGGCUAUGUGUGUUAAAUAGGAUGGCAGCUUCUUUCAGCCCUGAUUAAUGGAGCCCUUUCUCUUAAAGGGGCCCUGGCUGUUUACUUAGUUUACUUUGGCUAUGGUUCUGUUUUGCAUUCUCAGCUAGAGUCUGAAGAGGGUAAUGUGGCUUCUUCAAGAUGGAGAGGUGCUGGCAUCAGGUGCUCCUCUGGUGCUGGAAUUCCUAAGGAGAUAGGGAUCCCCAAGGCGGGCUCAGAGGGCACAUACUUCUCCCGGCUCUGAAUUUGUAACAAUUUCCCCUGAGGAUGGGGAGGCAGAGCCCUGGGUCAUGGUUCCCAGGCCACUGGGCAUGGUGGUUUGAAGCUGAUUGGAGCUGGAGUCCAGCAACAUCUAAUUCCCAUCUGUGGAUUAUGAGGUCAUGGCCAUAGUUCAUAGAGCCAGUGCUUUUCCCCCCAGGAGGUACUCAAGUGUAUACAGUUUGAGGUAGUGGUGGUGUAGUGGUUAAGAGCGAUAGAUUCGUAAUCUGGUGAACCGGGUUCGCUUCCCCGCUCCUCCACAUGCAGCUGCUGGGUGACCUUGGGCCAGUCACACUUCUCUGAAGUCUCUCAGCCCCACUCACCUCACAGAGUGAUUGUUGUGGGGGAGGAAGGGAAAGGAGAAUGUUAGCUGCUUUGAGACUCCUUUGGGUAGUGAUAAAGCGGGAUAUCAAAUCCAAACUCUUCUUCUUCUUUGAAGUAGCAGCACUUGGGAAGACCUUUCUUGAGUCCACGGAGCACUACUGAACACUACUGAACCUUAUAGAAGGUCAUAUUAUUUGCCCAUCUAGCCUGCUGUUGUCUUUUCUGUCCUGCAGUGUUUUGGGCUGCUCCCCAUAAACUGGCAAAACCAAAGAGAUGCUAGGCUCCUUACAGUUCAGCAGCUCUAUUUGUAACACACACACACACACACUUUUAAUAUAUAAAACAUGAUAAUUUUAUAGCAAACCAAGUUAUAAAGAAUGCAUUUUAUAUUCCAAAAGUAACAAAGGGACUUUCAAUUUCUAAAGGGGGGGGGAGAGAUUGAAUCUUUUCCAAUUUCUCCCCAAAGUUCUGUUUUUUCCCAUGACUUCAUUUUAUAUCUCUACUCUUCCCUUUCUGGAGUUGUUUUGGCUCCUGGCACACAAGGUGGGCUGGUUUAAAGACUGUUGCAAAUAUGUUUUUUUUCUAUUUCCCAUUGGGUAAGUCCUAUAUGAAUAAUAUGUGUGGUCCAGGACCAAUGAUUACUUCUCUUCUUCUUUCUUGCAUUGCUCAGAGGGGCUGAUCGUACAGACACUGUUGACCCAGAAGAAGACUCUGAUUCAAUGGAGUGCCUUAAGGCAAGAUGCAGAGGAACAGAGACCAGCCUAGCAGAAUGUACUUUAACUAGAGUGAAUAAAACUAAUGAGAAAGUGGCAAAAGUGGCGUGUCAUACAACACACAGAGGUUGGUAAAAUAAGUUUUAUUGGGGGGGGGAUUGUCUGUAGUAAGCCAUUUCUAGCUUGAUAAUUAGAUGGUAGAGAUGACAAGUGGGACCAAGAACAAAACACUGCAAUAUGAAAUAUUCCUGUUCAGUGUGCUAGACAUGCUACACUUACAAGAGACUCCAUUCCAUUCCAUUUCUCCUCUCCUCUCCACUCCACUGGCAUUAACUCCCCUUGCAACAAAUAACUCAGCAUUCUGUGGUCACUGAACAUAUCACAGGGUUUCAGCACGUUGAUACCUCUCUUGUGGCUACAUAGCUGUUGUAACUCAGCACCUGAGUUCAUCACAGUAUUAGUAUAUGGCUUUAAAUGAUCUGUUGGUGCAGUCCCUCUCUCACUUUCCCUGGGGUGGCUUAAGAAAAACUAGGGUACUCCUGUGUCAGGAGUUCAGCCUACACUUGAGUAGGACCCUGGCAGAGACACAUGCCCGACUGGCAUGUUCUCUCCCUCUUGGUUGAUCGUUCAGGAGCUUCAUAAGCUUUCUUCAGCCCGAACAUCACAGCGACCCAUGCCAACUGACAGCGGCACACUUAGGGAUCCGCAGAGUUUGCACAUCAUGUGCGUGACAGACCUCAGACAGCCAGUGUGGUGUAAUGGUUAAGAGCGGUAGAUUUGUAAUCUGAUGAACCGGGUUCGCGUCUCCGCUCCUCCACAUGCAGCUGCUGGGUGACCUUGGGCCAGUCACACUUCUCUGAAGUCUCUUAGCCCCACUCACCUCACAGAGUGUUUGUUCUGGGGGAGGAAGGGAAAGGAGAUUGUUAGCCGCUUUGAUACUCCUUCCGGUAGUGAUAAAGCGGGAUAUCAAAUCCAAAAUUCUUCUCUUCAGUAACUCAGCAUUUUGGCUAAUCUACUUUAUUUACAUAUAAACACACACAGAGCACUGCAACAUGGCUCCCUCUCUCUCUAGCAUCAGACAGCCAAGAGAAAAAGAACAAAGGACAAUAGUCCCACUUCACGGAACACAGUAACACAAACAUCCUGUCUCCGUCACUUCCCACUUUGUGGAGUCAAAACAUAUACCGUCAUGUGAUAGACAAAAAUCCCAUGACUGCAAUCAUGGAGCAGGAAUUCUAACACCCUGAGGCAACAAAGCCCAGGCCAGGAAUCCUAUGCCAUCAGGCCCAGAAGAGACUUUUGGCAUGGCAGGACACUUUUGCUUUAUAUCUUACACCAUUUCAUAGAAUAGAACCAUAGAGUUGGAAGGGACCACGAGGGUCAUCUAGUCCAGCCCCCUGCAAUGCAGGAAUCUUUUGCCCAAUGUGGGGCUUGAACCCGCAACCCUGAAAUAGUCUCAUGCUCUACUUUUUAAAAAAAGGUGAACCAGCUUGGGAGCCUUGGCAGAAAGGCAUUGUAUAAAUGCAGUCACUCAGUCAAUAUGAUAGAAAGGUUGCCUCUUAAUUACUGCUGCUGUUGCUGCAUAUUUAGUCAAACUACACUGUGGAUUCUUUUUAAUAAUUUUUAUUAACAGACCAAUCAAAUCAAAUCAAAUCACAUAAAUUCCAAAUUACAAAGCCGAAUUUUAAAUUUUUUGUUGGGGGUACCCAUAUUUCAAGUUCCGAAAGGGAUCCAAUCCUCUUGUUGUUGCUGCUGCUUUAAUGUUCACAAAUCUGUCCAAAUAGUGUUCACCAUUCUAUCCAAUCCUUUCUUGUUAUUUUCCACAUCUCUUCUUGUCAUUUUCAUAUAUUUUUCCUUUCUCUUUGUGACUUCUGGUAGUCUCCACAAGCGGGUUGAAACAAAUUGUAAUCCUGUGUGGGUUUUUGCUCGUUAAUCUUCACAGAUCUGUCACUCCCUUUCUCAGUCCUCUGAGGAGGUUCUGCCAGUCCAUAGCUUCCUCCUCCCGAUCAUCAAUCUUUCGACAGAACCUGCCAAGAUGGCGACUCCCUUUUUAUUACAUUCCAAGAGCCUUUGUUCUUUUCUCGAUCUCCAUAAGCCAAACUUUUGGUUAAUAAUUCAUUUCCACACAGUUUUUAAUCAUCCUCCUUAGGUCAGUUAUGAGACGGUUCUUUCUUGGGGAGAGGUUAUUGGUUAAUCACAUAGAAGAAAAGAAAAAAGUCCCCCCCCCAUCCAGUCCCGCUCCGACAUACCGAACCUUUGAUGUAUCUUCUUCAGAUAUAUUCCUGUUAAAUCCAACCCGUCGCUCUACUUUCACAGAGGUCACUUCAAUUAGCAGUCUUCACUCCCGUUCUUCACUUGAAAUAUGUGCAUUUGCUUCUCUCUCUAAUUGUUUAUUUUGAGUUGCUGCAACUAGUGCGCGAUCAGAGACAGCAUCCGGGAGAGCCGGACCCACACAAGGGCUUUGUGCCUAGUGCCCUCACCCCCUUCUUUCGAAUCCGGGGGUGAUUUAUGGCCACAGCAGGCAAGGCAGUGUUCCCCAUAUCCUUGGGGCAACAAGGGAGGCUGCAUACUCCCAUAUCAGCCUCUUAAUUACCUUGUGUGAGCCGGAGAGAUGUUAUUGUCGGCCAUCUUCCAGUGCGCCCCUAGCGGCCCCUACACUGUGGAUUCUUUGAGACAAUGCAGUCAGUGUGCACAGUCAGUUGCGUUACCUGAAUACAUGCUGCUGUGUUUUUAGGUUCUUAUUGGUCGUGUUUGUUUUAGCUAGUUUUAAUGGUAGUUGCUUUGGGUCACUGUUGCAAGGAAAGUGACUAAAUAAUCAUCAUCAUGAAUAAAGUCAGGUGACAGGUCCCACUCAAUUUUCAAAGUGAACCCCAUUCCCCAGGGCCAGCCAGAUCCUGUUCAUAGCUGUCAACUUUUCCCCUUUUUAAAGGGAAAUCUUAUUUGGAAUAAGGGAAUUUACCUUUAAAAAAGGGAAAUGUUGACAGCUAUGAUCCUGUUCCCCUCCCCACAACAUACAGUUUUAAAUCUCUUUUUUGUUUUUUAAAUCCUUGUGAAUGCUAUGCUGAAUUCAUCUUUUUGUUUGCUGUCUUGGAUUUGUCACUGAUGGAAAGGAAACAUAGAAAUGCUCUUAAUAAUUAAACCAGAGGCAGACAAUUAUGCUGAACACAAUAGUUUCAUGCCUUCAGCUACUGUGCACCCAUCCCAGCAAACAAUCCUAUGGAUUUCUAUACAGUAUUUCUUUUUCUGCUGAAGAAUAUCUAACCAAAACAUUAUUUGUUUCUCAUCCCACUUGACAGAAUGUUCGCCAAAAGAAUUCCGUUGUGUCAAUAGAAAAUGCAUCCUUUCCUUUAAGACAUGCAAUGGCGUCAACGACUGUGGAGACUUAAGUGAUGAAGUAUGUUGCAAAGGUAUGCUCUAUACUAUGUAACCAUUCUUUUUUGUGUGUAUUAUCAGUCAUAUACACACAAAUGGUUCUGAAAGAUGCUUUAAAGCUACAGUGGUGCUUCGCAAGACGAAAUUAAUCCGUUCCGCGAGUCUCUUCGUCUUGCGGUUUUUUCGUCUUGCGAAGCACGGCUAUUAGCUGCUUAGCGGCUAUUAGCGGCUUAGCGGCUUUAAGAAAAAGGAAACAAACUCGCAAGAACUUGCAAGACGUUUCGUCUUGCGAAGCAAGCCCAUAGGGAAAUUCGUCUUGCGGAACGACUCAAAAAAUGGAAAACUCUUUCGUCUUGCGCGUUUUUCGUCUUGCGAGGCAUUCGUCUUGCGAGGUACCACUGUAUAUGUUUGUCAAACAAAUGCUUGUACACAUCAUUGCUCUAAACUCUGCUUAAGAGCAAAAGGUUAAAAGUUUCAAGUCAUAUUUCUUCGGUCAUGUUAGGUAUCAGUUAGAUUUAUAUACCAACUUUAACUCAAAAUUCCCCAAGGUGGCUUACAACAAAGCAAACAAAAGCUUCACCAAUCAAAAUCAAUGGAUCAGAAGUAAAAACAGUACCAUGAACAUAAGGGAUGGGGUGGGGGUGUUUUCAUUGCUCCCAAAAAAGACAGAAUAGCAUUCAACUUUAUACACACAAAGGAGCAGAAAAGCUGUCAUUUCCAAAAAUUAUAUAGAAUAUUUCAAAGUUACAUUGCUUAAUUUUGAAAAAUAACUGAAUGGUUCAAUCAGUAGAGCAUGAGACUCAUAAUCUCGGGUUUGUGCAAAAAGAUUCCCGCAUUGUAGGUGAUUGGACUAGAUGACCCACAUGUUCCCUUCCAACUCUACAAUUCUUUGUGCUUAGGCCUUAAACCACUGUGCUAUUGAUGUACCAUUUUGUGUUUUAUAUUCUGACUGAUCUCUUUCCGAUAGCAUGUAGGGGGAAAAGCUUCCACUGUCAUUCAGAUGUGUGUAUUCCAAGAAAAUACAUCUGUAACAAUGAAGUGGACUGUUUAACAGGAGAAGAUGAGACUCGCUCACAGUGUAAGAGUAUACCUUUCUAUUUAUUUCUGGCUGCAUUCGGACAAUAAUCCCCCCCCACACACACACACUAUGUAAUGGGUUUGGAUAAGCUUAGAACAUUCUAGCUAGCUCAAAUUGUGGUGAUAUCUGAGACCACUGCACAGCCCAUCCUUCAUGUCCACUUGUCCCUCAUUAACAGACGAGCAAUAUCAAAACCUAAACGGAGUGCUCCCACAUAAUAAUAAUAAUAAUAAUAAUAAUAAUUAAUAAUAAUAACAACAACUUAUUAUUUGUACCCCGCCCAUCUGGCUGGGUUUUCCCAGCCACUCUGGGCGGCUUCUACAGAGACCAAAAAUACACUAAAAUGUCACACAUUAAAAACUUCCCUGAACAGGGCUGCCUUAAGAUGUCUUCUGAAUGUCAGGUAGUUGUAUAUCGCUUUGACAUCUGAUGGGAGGGUGUUCCACAGGGUGGGCGCCACUACCGAGAAGGCCCUCUGCCUGGUUCCCUGCAGCUUUGCUUCUUGCACUGAGGGAACCGCCAGAAGGCCCUCGGCGCUGGACCUCAGUACAACAUUGCAGUUUGAAAGGGGGAGAGGGAUGCUUUCUGUAACCUAAUAGCUUACUUGAUUUGAAGUUUGUGCUCCACUUACUGAUAUAUAAUUUGCAGCUGCCUUUUUGUUCAUCUUAGAUGUACAGCCCGCCCCAUCCAAAGAGGUUGUUGUAGCUAAAAACACAGAGAACAGCUCAAGAAAAUGAGCAUCAUUCAUUUCAAUGGGGCUCAUAAAGGCAAUGCUUUCUGUUUAUUUAACAAAAAUAUAUACCUCUCUAUUGUAAAAAGAACCCCUAAACAAUUUACAAAAACGAAACGAAACAUUAAUAGCGGCAUUGUCAAUAAAUGGCAGCUGAAAACAGCUAUUUUUAAAAGUUCAAAAUAUAAUUAAAAUUAACAGUAAGCUAAAAACACAUGUCACCUUCCCAGGUGGCUAUCGCAGGUUGAUUUGUACUACAGUAAUUGAAAACCAAACCCUUCUCAUUCUCAUAGUAGAAGCAGAAGCAGUUUGCAAGCUUAUCUAUGCAUUUUCUCAACAAAGGCAAUCAUCCCCGUUCAAUAUUCUGCAUUUUCCACAAAUAGAUUUGUGCACAAAGCAGUCCACAGCAAUAGGACAUAAUCAUAAUAAUGUGAUAAUCGUAAUGAAUCAUAAUUUAAUCACAUUUUUUUAAAAAUGUAAACCACCUUGGGUAUCAUGGUAGAAAAGUAUGUAUGUAUCUAUAUCUAUAUAAAACACAAUAGAAGUUAUACGAUCACUGCAAUGCAGCCCUACCCAUCCAACUAUUAACAAUUUCAUUUAAAAUUCUUCAAAAAGUGAGCAUGUGUCUGAUCUACAUAUCAUGCUUGUCUAGUCACUUCACCCUGCAGAGCAAAAGGAGUGAAUGGAGCCUAGGUCCAUAUUAAACAUGAUGCUAGAAAAAUUAAUAGCAAGUGAAGCACAAAGAGAAAGAAAUCACCCCAUCAGCACAACUGCUAUUAGCCCUAGGAGGAAAGCUAAUAGGGAUUCCCAACGUCUACUUUGGCCCUUAGUCAUCCGUAUUACUGAGCAAGGUUCAUGUGUAGUUUUGAGCCACUCCCUACAAUCCUUCCAAUUUAGAGGUGGAGUUUAACAACAUCUGCAGGACUAUAGACCCUUAAUAUAAUGGAAGCCAGUCUAAUUCAUUGCUUGUUGGUGGAUUGGUUUUUUUCUGUGUUCACCUUUCUUAUUUUAUGUAUAUGUGCAUGUUUUAAAUAGGUGAUAAAAAAAGAUCUGAAGACAAUGAAAACACGGGUAAUUUUUAUAUAUAUAUUAUUUUAUAACUUUCUUCUUAUGUUUCUCCCAGGGUUCUCUCAGGAGUGACCUGUUCUUUAUAAUUCAGCUUAUUGGGCAGCAAUAGCACAGAAAAAAACAGCCCAUUCAUGGAACCACAGUUAUACAGAGCAAUACAACAGUUUCCCCACAAAUAAAUAAAUGCACUAUUUGAAACUAUAGUAUUUGAAAAAAGAACAAUGCAAUCAAUGGUCUCUCUGAGUCAGAAGAGAAAAUGUAUAUAUUAUUGCUUGCAAAUUUUGUGAUCAGCCCAUUUAAAUGUUCCUCUGUCUAUUCUCAAACUUGGGUCCUCAAAUGUUGCUGUACUACAGUGCUCAUCAUCCUUGACCAUUGGGCCAUGCUGGCUGGGGCUGAUGAGAGUUGUAGUUUAACAACAUCUGGAAACCCAAGGUUGGUAGAGGCUGCUCUUGUCUACCAAGGCGCAGAAGGCUUCCGAGUUGCUCUCUGCAAUCAGCUUUAGUCCCACAAUGAGAGGACAAUGGCAAUUGGCAACUUACAAAUUGCAGCUCUGCGAGAACGGACACUGCAACCCCAUGCUAAUUACUCAUGCAUAUAAGAAAAUGCAAUUUAAGUUGUACAGGGUGAUCUACCCUAUAAUCUUAUUUGGCUUCCCAGCUCUCUUCAAGAACUCUUCAAGAACUUCACCCCUGCAAGGCUAAACCUGGAAGGUUAUACUAGCAUAGCCAAUGGUCAAGUCUGAUGCAGGCGUUAUUGGACGUCCAACAUCUAGAUUCUCAAACCCCAAUAUACAGCAAAUUCAUAGCAUAGUGUGCAUUGGUGUAUGUUUUUUUCCCCCUGUGUACACCCUACUUAUAUAUAAUAUGUGUGUAUGUUUUAAAUAGGCAAUAGAAGAGCUCAACAAAAUGCAAGAGGUAACAUUUUGUGUUUUGAUAUUAUUUCAUGGACAUCACUAAGUUCUUUGCAGCAUGAAAAUAAACAUUUUCACUUGCAAUUGCUGUAUAGAUCAAAGAGCUGUGAAGGCUCAGCUGCGGGGAUCAGUUCAAAAUGUUCAUAGGUUUAGGGAUCUGAAACUAGGUUUUCAGUUACAAUAAUUUAAAGUAGUUAUUUUAUUUCAGAAGGAACAGAAGUCGCUGAACAGUCUAUGGAUGAAGGUAAAUACACUAUAUCAUCAUCAAUAGACAAUAUGACAAUUGCUUGGACUGAUUCAGCAGUCGAGUCCUAUGCAUGCUUAAUCAUAAGUGAAGUCUGCUUUGCUCAAUGGAACUUAUUACAUGCAUUCACUAAUCGCUCUUGAAAAUGGGAAACUACUUCAUGGGGAAGCUGCUUGUGUCAAAUCAUGCUUUUCCAUGUGAUUUUCCAUGCUGGUUUAUCACCUCUUCUGGGGCACUUUUGACAGUGUGCUGUCAGAAAUGUACUGGAAGCUGCUCACAUGAACAGCUGUGUAAAGCACAGGAAUAUAUGAACGGAGGAUGAAGCCUUCAAGGCUACACAGGAGUAUGUUGCUUAACAACCCCCUUUCCACCUUUGAAAACAACAAUCAAACGAAAGAGCUGGCCUUGAAACCCCUGAGUCUUUAUUCUUUUCUCAGGAAAGUGCCACGCACCAACUCCCUGAAUGGAAACCUUUUAAAAAGUUGCUUACAUUCGCUCAACAGUCCUGAUUUAAGCGGGAUAUCCCAGAAUUACAACAGCCAAUCCCGACUUCUGAUUGGAUCCUGGAAUGUCCCAUUUUUUGGUCUGGCACUCUGGCAAGAGUCAGUAGACUUGUGCCAGAGAGCCGGAAUGAAAGCCGCUUGGUUUUUGGUCUCAUGAGACCAGAAAAAGAGCAUCAUGGUUUUGGUCUCCAAGAUGUUGGAGGAUAUAUGCUUAAAGAGAAUUAUUAUGUAGGCUUAGGUGAAUCUGCUGGUUUUGGUUUCUCAUUUUUCCAGUCUUCAGUACACCCAAUUUCUGCAUUAGUUUGCAAUUUUUUUAAACAAAGGAAAAGUAGGUAUAAAAAUUUAUACACAUUUUUGGGUGCACCUCCUCUAAAAUGUGCAUUUUUGCAAGCAAUUAUCCCUAAUAUGUGGGGCUCUAGAUUGCACAGGCGGCCUCCACGAUAAGGGGCAGCUCCCCAGUUCAGAACUUCACAAUCCAUCUUGUGAAGGACUGGAAGAACAGGGGAUGUGAUGUUCCAAAGGAGGUGCAGUUUGCCAGUGCACCCGACUCCUUUGUUCAAUUAUCAUCAAUGCACGUAUGUAAUCUAAAUGCCCAAAGAAGUCAUAAAAAACAAACCACAAAGUAGUUUAUUUCAACGAAUGCAAGUGAACGAGUUGCAAGCAUGACACUGCUUAUCUCUUUUGUUAAAGAAAGAAGAAAGAUCAAAACAUUGUUACCCCAAUUACAGUGCGGCAUUGCAAACCAUACGGCUACUCGUCGGAAGCGAAUCGUAGGUGGAUUCACUGCAGGAAAGGUAAAAGGAAAAUCAGGUGUAGCUAACAAUACAGGCACUAUACAGUGGUACCUCGGGUUACAUACACUUCAGGUUACAUACGCUUCAGGUUACAGACUCCGCUAACCCAGAAAUAGUACCUCGGGUUAAGAACUUUGCUUCAGGAUGAGGACAGAAAUCGUGCUCUGGCGGUGCGGCAGCAGCAGGAGGCCCCAUUAGCUAAAGUGGUGCUUCAGGUUAAGAACAGUUUCAGGUUAAGAACGGACCUGCGGAACGAAUUAAGUACUUAACCCGAGGUAGCACUGUAAUGUUGAGUCUGUUGAGUAAUAUCAAGUCUGUGUUUUUAAUGCAUUUUUUAGACCUGCAGGAACGGUGACAAUGGAUAAAACAACCUAGAAAUCUAUGGUGAAGCAUAAGCUUUUUGAGUAUAAAGUAGGAAAUCGAAGAGUUAAUUUUCAGUCUUUUAAAAUAUUGCACAGCAAUAUAUUUUCUCCCCUUUCCUACUUCUCAACCUUCCCUCCCUCCAAUCAUAAGCUAGGGAAUCUGAAUCGGCAGUACAGUUGAAACAAGUGAAACACUCCAGUUAAGGGCCUAUCGUGGAUUUUUUUGCUAUAGGACAUUUUAGUACAUCAAAUAUUAUUUUUAAAAAUCCAACUAGAAGUACGAACCAAAAAAGUGGAAUAGACGAAAGAGGAAAAGAAGCAGCAGCACAUCAAAAUGCUGAACCUUUGUUUCUCUGACUUUUCCUGAAGAAGGUAGAGUAGAAACAGUAGGUUCUGAAAUAAAUAUCUACUUUGUCAACCAACAGUGAUUUUUGCUCCUACUUCCAGUUCCAUCUGGAGACCACAAACAUAGAUAGACACAGGUAAUAUUGGUAGUAGAACUGGUGUAGAAAAGUGUAACAUCAUGCCUCAUGUAUUUGCAGGAUGAAUUUCCUUGGCAAGUGGCCAUUAAAGAUGAACGGACAACAGUGAACUGCGGUGGUGUUUAUAUUGGGGGCUGUUGGGUUUUGACGGCUGCACACUGUGUUAGGUAAGUGGAUUUGGCGACUCUCAAGUGGGAAUUGCUUUGCAGCAAGAGACAGAACAAAAUGAACUUUUAGGGUCUGGGACGACCACGGCUCCAUCUAUGUUACAACCGUCUAGCAGUUCUAUAUUGACUUAAUUGACAUAGGUGUAGCCGGGGGGGGCGCAGGAGGGACAGUCCCCCCCCAUCAUGUAAAUAAAAAAAGAAAUACCCCCCCCCGAAAUUCUUUGAGAUCUUUGGGGGAAUCUCUGUUGGUGGUCCCCCAUGGCUCAGACCCACAGCUCAUAACUAGUAGAAGCUGUACAUUCAGCAGAGUGAGCUCAAGACUGUUGAACUCCCUCGCAACUGAAAUUAGAGAGACACACUCUCUGUUGAACCUCAGGUUCAUGACUGAAGACUUUCUUGUUCCAGCUGGCAUUUUGGUUUUAUUGUGAUUUUUUAAUUGUUUGAUUGUCCCAGUUUCUUUGGUUUUUUUUAUUUUAAGAAAUGCAAAUAAUUAAGUGGUUUUAAAAAAAUAAAUCUUAAAAUGAAUGCAAAAAUAAAUAAAUAAAUAAACAAACAAACAAACAUGUAGCCAGGCCUCAGCUAUUUUUGCUGUAUCUCAGAUGCACCUCAGCUUUUCUCAUCUAAUGGAUUUCAUAAAAGCACGGAAAACUGUGCAGGAGCCUAUUGCUAAAAGUGGGCGCUUGUGUAUAUAAUCCAUUUGACUACUUGAUUAAUUAGCUGGGAAAUUUUUCAUAACCCAAAGUUUGUAUUUCCGCUUGCACUCUUUGAAACACAUUUCUUCUUUGCAGAGAGAACCGUGCACAUACCUAUCAGGUGUGGACUGGAAUGCUGAACACAGUAGUACAGGAAGGUAUAAUAGAAGCAUUUCAAGUAGUUAAAGUAAUAGUUCACGAGAAGUACAACACCAAAACAUAUGAAAAUGACAUUGCUUUGAUGGAGAUGAAACCCAAGGACACGAACAGCCCAACAUGUUACCCUGUGGACUCUUCGCCAGUCUGUGUCCCUUGGUCAAAAUACAUGUUCAAAGGUGGCCACCAGUGCAAAGUGUCUGGCUGGGGACUCAAUGAAGGUAAAUGGAAUAGGCUAAUUACUUUUUUAAAUUAUGGUUACAAUUUCCUCAUCUCUUCUGGCCUCAAACUUUGCUAAGCUACAAAAGCACUUCCUUUCAACUCUUCUUUAUAGCAGCUCAUUAAAAGCUGUUUCACUAGCAUUUCCUGUUGGUCUCAGCUAGUAUACUGCUGAACUUGUCUCCCCCUCUUCUCCCUCCCCCCUCCAUCCUCCAUCAAGGCAUAAGAAAUUACAUUCCAAAAUUAUCAAAGGGGAAAGAAAACGCCUGUGAAAUUCUCAUGGGUGAAAUCUGCAGAUGGAUUUGGGAGUCUUUUCAAGUUUCAGCUAGCACAGCGUGAGCUGUUUGGAGAUAACUGUUGCUAACGGGUUCAGCAGUCCAUGUUGGCCAAGUCUUCACAACCCCUUCAUUCAGUGACUUAAAUGAAAUUUAUGUGAAUUUUUUCACUUUUUAAAAUUUAUGUGAAAUUUUUCACUUUUUAAAAUUUAUGUGAAAUUUUCACUUUUUUAAAAAAUGCAAGUUGUUUUGUCCUGCACUGGAAGAGUCUCAUCAGAUACUUAAAAAAAUCAGAUUAACCUGACCACGGUUGAAAUGGGAUAAGUUUAUGGACGGUGAAUGAAAGUACUGAAUUGUGAACAAUUAAUAAAUGGUAAAAUGAAACACCAACUGUUAUUUAUUUCUUCUUUAGAGUUUUCAAGGCAAUUUGGUCUUAAGUGGGGGUACAUUUAUCUAAUGGAAAACUGCUCUGAAAUCUAUGGGAACCGGUACUUUGAAGGCAUGGAAUGUGCAGGUGAAUAUGAACUGUAUCAUUUUUGACACCCAUCUGGAUGCAAACUCAUGAGACAGUAUUAAGUAAGCAGAGACGGGUCAACACAUAUCAGUGCCGGAGACAAAACAAACACACAUAUAGCUCCCCACAUGAGUAUUAAGAAGUUAACAGGAGGGGAUGUUUAUCUGCCUGCUCCCUUCUGCUUCAUGCAUGGCAGGGCUGUGGAUGCAGCCAUGGCCCCAUUGCUCCAUGUGACUCCACUGGACUAGUAGGAGUUUGGAUUGCUCCCUAAAUCACCAGCAUUUAAAGAUAUUAUCCAGAAUAACACCAGUUCACUGAAUAAUUAUGUCAGUCUUUGACAAGGAUCAGGCUCAAUGAACUCAGGCUCUGGAUAUGGGGGAAUUGAUUAAUUGUCCCAAAUGGGCAAAAAACAAAUGCCUGAGCUAUAGACAAGAUAAAACAACACCACAGAGCCAUAGUCAUACACACACUUUGGGCUUUCUACUCUAUUUUGACAGUAUCCAGUAUCAAUAGAAUAGUUUGGGAAUGAAACUGCACCCAUAAUUGCCUUUGUUGUGGGUGAGGGCAUCUGUAACAAAAAUACUUUGUUUUUCUCUUUUCAGGAACGCAUGAUGGCUCUGUGGAUUCCUGUAAAGGUGACUCAGGAGGACCCUUAGUUUGUUUUGACUCUAAUAAUGUGGGGUAUGUUUGGGGUGUUGUGAGCUGGGGUGAAAAUUGUGGCGAAAAAGGACACCCUGGGGUUUAUACAAAAGUGGCACAUUAUUUCAAUUGGAUUGGCCGUCACACUGGACUGAAUCUCAUUUCGCGAUAUAACUUGUGAUUUGGAAUGUGAUUUGGAAUGUAAAUAUUACCUCUUUUUGCCUUGGCAAUAACUAAAGAUAGGCUGCAGAACUUGUGGCUCAAUCCAGCCAAAGUGAAGCAUUGUCCUAGUGGUUUCAAUGAAAGAAAUGUAUGGCACGAUCAAGUUUACUCAGAAGAUGUAACUUACUCCCAAGUAAAUAUGUGUGCAGUUGUAGCUUUAAGCUUGCUGAAAACUGUGGCAGGGAUGGGGAAGGAACCUUUGGCCCUCCAGAUGUUUCAGGCUCCAGUUCCCAUUAGCCCCAGCCAGCAUGGCCAGCAGUCAGGAUUGAUGGGAUUUGUAGUCCAUUAACAUGUGGAAGGCCACUGAUUUCACAUCUCUCAUCUGUGAAAGUUAGAAGUGCUCAGCUCUGGUUGGAUUAUGCUGUGAAAGAUCAUCAGUUAUGAGUUGUGAAAUUUUGCAUUUAAUAAAUUUUAAAGUAUGUGUACUUCUUUAAACAGUUACUGCAUUUAUUUGUACUCAUUGUAUAUUCAAAUAAAAGUGAUGCAUACCACC
Messenger RNA from Podarcis lilfordi (Lilford's wall lizard), 19243 nucleotides. The record is from the annotation of a GenBank genome assembly. NCBI's taxonomy places the organism in Eukaryota, Metazoa, Chordata, Lepidosauria, Squamata, Lacertidae.